Molecule: messenger RNA, 279 nt
Organism: Didymodactylos carnosus
Lineage: Eukaryota; Metazoa; Rotifera; Eurotatoria; Philodinida; Philodinidae
Source: the annotation of a GenBank genome assembly
AUGAAUCAUUUGUGGUUUCCACAUGACGUUAUACUUGAUCCUUAUGGAAAUUUGUACAUUGCUGAUUCAAGUAAUCGUCGUAUUCAACGUCUUAGUGCAAAAGACGGUCUAAUGGAAACAAUAGUUGACGAUGGAGGAAACGCUAGUGAACAUUUGGAUUCUCCGUUUAGUCUUUCUGACCAUUUCAAAAAUCGUAUACAAAAGUUUUUAUUUGAUGGUGAACUAUUAAAAAAGCCCAAUAUUCCCUUGACUGUAAAGGAAAGGGUCUUAUCGAGUUAA